CAUGUCCUGGGUGGAUCUGAGAUGGUGCUGCUCAUAGCCAUGGCCUUUGACAGAUAUGUGGCCAUAUGUAAGCCCCUUCACUACCUGACCAUCAUGAACUCACGGAUGUGCAUUCUGCUUCUGUCUAGCGCUUGGGUUUCUGGUCUCAUUCACUCAGUAACCCAGUUGGCUUUUGUUGUCCAUUUGCCUUUUUGUGGUCCUAAUGAAAUAGAUAGCUUUUACUGUGACCUUCCUUGGUUUAUCAAACUUGCCUGCAUAGACAGCUACAGAAUGGAGUUCUUGGUUACUGCCAAUAGUGGGUUAAUUUCCAUAGGCACUUUCUUUUUAUUGAUGAUUUCCUAUAUCUUAAUCCUGGUCACUGUAUGGAAACACUCUUCAGGUGGUUUGUCCAAAGCCGUCUCUACUCUUUCAGCUCAUAUCACUGUGGUGGUUUUGUUCUUUGGACCAUGCGUCUUUGUUUAUAUGUGGCCAUUUCCCUCAGUGUCAGUGGAUAAAUUUCUUGCCAUUUUGGACUUUAUGAUUACACCCAUCCUGAAUCCUGUCCUUUACACAUUGAGAAACAAUGAUAUAAAGAUGACAAUGAAGAGACUGAGUAGUCAUCUCCUGAGUCUGAGGAAGAUCUCCUGA
Mandrillus leucophaeus (drill) is the source of this 627-nucleotide messenger RNA. Its product is annotated as putative olfactory receptor GPCRLTM7. The transcript has a single exon. Gene Ontology annotation, biological process: G protein-coupled receptor signaling pathway. Gene Ontology annotation, cellular component: membrane. Lineage: Eukaryota; Metazoa; Chordata; Mammalia; Primates; Cercopithecidae. Gene Ontology annotation, molecular function: G protein-coupled receptor activity; olfactory receptor activity. The annotation marks the transcript as partial. The record is from RefSeq and is a predicted model, not a curated record.